Galeopterus variegatus (Sunda flying lemur) is the source of this 1289-nucleotide messenger RNA. It is a transcript of the gene PFDN4, whose product is annotated as prefoldin subunit 4. Lineage: Eukaryota; Metazoa; Chordata; Mammalia; Dermoptera; Cynocephalidae. Gene Ontology annotation, cellular component: cytoplasm; prefoldin complex. Bases 404 to 799 code for a protein of 131 amino acids. The transcript has 6 exons. The record is from RefSeq and is a predicted model, not a curated record. Gene Ontology annotation, biological process: protein folding.
CCACACCCCCCUGUUUAUGUCGGCCCACAGGGAGUUGCCUGUCCCUUUAAUUGGCACGUACCAAGUCCGUCCAGGAUCCAUUUCCUCCCUGAGUCCCGGCCGUUAGGAGUCAUUGGUCAGAGAUCCAGAAGGAGGGAGUGUGGAGACUGCGUUGCAUUCUUUUGGGAGUUCUGGGCGGACAGGGUGUGAGGGAGGGCACGGGGGAGAAGCGCGCCCCUGCGGCCCUCCCCGCCGCGCGCCGUAGUCCAGUCCCAAGAUGGCGGCCACCAUGAAGAAGGCGAUGGAGAAACGUGGAUACAGAGCGGUUAGUGGCCCCAAAGUGACUCAGUUAGAAGCAAAGCUGGAGUUCAAAUCAGUAAAUUUUUUUUGACCAUGUGAUGUGGCACAGUCUCAGUUUUAAGUGAUGGAAAUAACAUUGGCUGCAGAAGAUGUCAACGUUACUUUUGAAGAUCAACAAAAGAUAAACAAAUUUGCACGGAAUACAAGUAGAAUCACAGAGCUAAAGGAAGAAAUAGAAGUAAAAAAGAAACAACUCCAAAAUUUAGAAGAUGCUUGUGAUGACAUCAUGCUUGCAGAUGACGAUUGCCUAAUGAUACCUUAUCAAAUUGGGGAUGUUUUCAUUAGCCAUUCUCAAGAAGAAACACAAGAAAUGUUAGAAGAAGCAAAGAAAAAUUUGCAAGAAGAAAUUGAUGCCUUAGAAUCCAGAGUGGAAUCCAUUCAGCGGGUGUUAGCAGAUUUGAAAGUUCAGUUAUAUGCAAAAUUUGGGAGCAACAUAAACCUUGAAGCUGAUGAAAGUUAAACAUUUUAUAAUACUUUUUUAAUUUGUUUAAUAAACUUUUGAAUAUUGUUUAAAAUGAUAAUUUCCCUCCUUCAAAUGACAUGGAAAGAAAAACUUUCUUUUUUUAAAAAUUUUCAUUUAUUUAAUGGAAACUUGCCUAUUUUCACAUGUCUUGCUUAUUUAUUUUAUAUUUUUAAAAAAAGACAGUAUUCAUCUAUGUAUUUUGCAUAAUGAUUAUAUCAAGUCUAGGGGCUUUACAUCAUGUUAUUAAAAUCAGUUAAGCAAUCUUUUAUGUUUCUAUAUUAUCAUUUAGAAUAUUUGUUGUAAGUUUCAUUUAUAAGAAAAUUUAACAAUUGUAUCAUGUUGUUUAUGUGUCUGAUUUUAGUUGCUAUCUAAUGAUGGUGAAAACACUACAAAAAGGUAAACAGUCUUGCAUCUGUCUGCUUUACUUAUUUCCCAACUAAAACUUUGUCGUAUACAAAAAAAUAUACCUGUAUAUAUUUUAUUUAAA